This is a messenger RNA of Schistosoma intercalatum, 3858 nucleotides long. The record is from the annotation of a GenBank genome assembly. NCBI's taxonomy places the organism in Eukaryota, Metazoa, Platyhelminthes, Trematoda, Strigeidida, Schistosomatidae.
AUGGCAAGUAAAAAGUCUCCAAGUAAUCUAUCUAAUCGUAAAACAAAAGAAAUUACUUUAACUAAUCCAUCAUCAUCUACACCAAGAGAUACAACUAUACCGUUAUGGCCUGAAUGGAAUGAUCAAGAUGUGAAUAAUGAAAAAUGGGAUUCAUCACAGAAAACUAAAGAAAAGAGUAAAUUAUCAGCUCAAUCAUCAUCAUCAUCAUCUACAUAUUUUAUUGAUCCAGAAUCACAAGUUUUAUAUCCAUCAUCCAUGAUACCAUUUAGUAUGAAAAGACCAAAUGAAUUUAUUACAGAAAAGGCACCUGUUGUAUAUGAUCCAGAAUUUAUAAAUCAUGUUGAUCUACUCUAUUAUAAUGAACAUUUAUUUAAAAAUGAAUUAUUAAGAUGGAUUAUAUGUGAUAUACAAAAUUUAUGGUUAUCAUGUAGAACACCAAUUCCUGAAUCUAUUCCUCCGACAGAGUUCAAUGAAUCAAAUAUGAUGAUGAAUUUAACUCAUUCAACCAAUUAUAAUUAUGAAUGGAAACCAUGGGAACAUAUUUAUGCCAUGACAAAAAUUACUAAAGAUAAUAAUAAUAAUACACCACAAUAUAAUCCUUAUGGAAAAUAUAUUGUCAAGCUGUAUUGGAUGGGUUGUUGGCGUAAAAUCAUUAUUGAUGAUUCAAUACCAUUUGAUGAAAAUAAUAAACCAUUACUUCCACAAAGUAAACAAUCAUAUGAAUUAUGGCCAAUGUUAUUAACAAAAGCUUUAUUGAAAAUAGCCUCUAUGGAUUGUAGAAAUACAUGUACCAAUACAGAAAUAGGGGAUUUCAGUACAAUACAAUGUUUAACUGGAUGGAUUAAACAUACUAUUGUAAUCAAGAAACAUUCCAUAGAUCAAUUAUGGUAUUACCUUAGUGAUUAUUUAUUAGAUUGGGAAAGAGUUGAUGAUGUUAUAAAACGAAAUGAGAAAUCUAUCAAAAUGGAACAAAAUGAAAUAAUAGAAAAACUGGAAUCUCAUGAUAUCUCAAUCAAUAAAUCAAUAAUCAAUAAAGAAAAAUCGAAAGAAAAAAAAGGAAUAGAAAAAAAUAAAGAAAUGAAUAAAGAGAAAAAAGAACAAAUUGGGCAUAAUACAACAGAAUUAAUGAAUCCUAAGAUUCCUGAAACUAUAAUAUUUGCAUCGUGUAAAAAUACAGGUUCAUCAUUGGCAUCACUUGUUCCUUCAGCAUCAAAGGAGGAGAUUACAAUGAAACUUAAACAAUUUGGAUUCACUUAUACAGAUUCAUAUCCAAUUCGUAUAGCUAAACGUCGUACUAUACCACUUAUUCCUCCAUCACCUAUACAACCUACACCUCAAUGGAAGUUGAUCAGACCAAGACCAUCUGAUUUUCCAUUUAAUUCAUCUAACAAUAAUGAUUUACAAAGUAAUAAAGAGAAAGAACCUAUACGUUCAUUACUUCUAUGGACACCUGUACAAGAGCAUAUAUUUUAUGAACCAGAGAAAGUUAUAACAAGUCCGCCUACUUCUACUGUUGAAUCAGUUUAUAUGUCAAGUUCUUCACCUGACACAGGAAAACAAAUUAGUGGAACAUUAAAAACUAGAUCAAAUUCUCAAACAUCACCAACACGUCGUCGACGUGAAUCCAUUUCAAAUAAUCCAAGUCCAUCUAGAUCUCAAAAAAGAGGUUCACGUGAAGACAUACUAAAGAAAGGGAUGCCAAGUAAAUCAAAAGAAGCUAAAGGACAGAAUAAAACUCCAGAAACAAGUGGAAGUAGUCAACAAAAUUCUAGUUCACGUACAAACAAUUCAUUACACAUGAAAUCAUGCAGUGAAGAUAUUGUACCUGAAGUAUCAAUAACAACUAGUUCUGUAACGAAUCCUAAAGAAAUAUGGCUUGAUAUAAAAGAUUUUUGUGAAAUAUUCAAGACAGUGACCAUUUAUCAUAAGCCAAAUACAUAUUCAAUUGUCAAAACAUAUUCCAAUUUAAAACCAUCUGAUCAAUCAAAAGUACAUUAUUUAUUUUGUGAUAGUAUUCAACCAUGUGAAAUUAUUCUUCAAUUCUCAGUUAUUUAUCAAUGGCCAUUACCUAUUGCGAAACGUUUAACUCCAUCUACUUAUUCACGUGGUAUUACUUGUAUGCCUGAAACAGAUGAAACAUCAACAAUACCAGUAAAUGAACAUAGUAGUACACAUUUCUUACCGAUAACUACGACAUCAGCUUCAUUUAUUAAAGAUGAUAAUGGAAAUUCACAAAAUAAUUCACCUGAUGAUUUACAAUCUACAACUUAUGGUAUGAAUCCAUCAAUACAAACAUUAUCAUCUACAUCAUCUAUAUCUAAUCAUUCAUCUACACUUUUAAUUGAAUCUUAUCAUUGGAAUAAAUCAAUACAAGGUGAUCCAAUGAAAUAUCUUGAAACAACUGGUACUAAUUCUAUAUCAUUAUUAUUAUCAUUUAGUCGAUAUUGUUAUAAAUUAAUCAUUUAUGCACCAUUAGGUUAUGUUAUCACUAUUCUUGGACGUCAACGUUCAUCAAUUCAUAUCAAUAAUCAAUUCAUUAAAUCAUCUAAUAAAAAUAUUCAUCAAUCAAUCAAUAUAUUAUUUGAUGAUUAUGAUUAUAUCUUAUUAAAUGGGAUUACAAUCUGUCCAUUAUUAAUUAAAUAUUAUGCAAAUCAAUUGAUUUAUUGUAUGUAUAAUGUUGGACAAGCUUUAGAAGUAUUAGUACAUUUAACUGAGAUCUAUGUAUCUCACAUGACUACCAACACCAUCACCACCACGACCACCACUCAUAGUAACAAUAAUAAUAGUAGUAUUAUAAUAAAUAAUACAGAAUUGAAUGAAUUAGAAUUUAAAGACAAAUUUACAAAUGCUAUAAACAAUUUAAUUACUAAAGAAAAUGAACUUAAACAAUUAUUAUCUAUAUGGCCUAAUCAAAAAAUAAUUAAACCAACUUUAUUGUCAAUACUACAACGUUUCACUGAAAAUUCUGGAACAUCCGAUAUGAAUUAUGCUUGGCGUAUAUUACAAACAGAUUUUAUUACAAUCAAUCCAUUUCGAGUAGUUUAUAGUCAUGAAACGGUUUCAAAUCCUGCUCCUUCAAUUAUAACAAAACAAAAAUCAAAAGUGCUUAGUUCACGUGGAGAGAAAACUAAUCAGUCAGUUAAAAUUAAUCCAAUUGAAGAAACAAUUAUUAAUCGUUGGAAUCAACCAAUCAUUAAUCCUGAUCUAUUAAUUGCUAUAGUACGUAUACAAUCAUUCUAUCGUGGUUGUCGUAUUCGAAAUACAAUACGUUUAAGUCAAACCAAAUAUCUAAUAGAAACUUUAUUAUCUAUCAUCAAUUCACAGAAUAAAUCAAAUAUAGAUAAUAAUCAUUUGAUGCAUAAGCGAUCAUUAUUAAGAAUUAAACGUUUAUCAAUUGGUUGGAUGUCUUGUUUAAAUAUAUUACAACAAGGUCAUUUACAAUGUGAGGCGGGAAAUCAAUUAAUUGAAAACUUAAUUCUUACUAAUUCCAAAACUACUACUGAUAAUAAUAAUAAUAGUAGUAUACAAAAUAAAUUAUAUAAAGAUAUGAAUUCUUAUUUAAGUAUUAAAGAAUAUUCUGGUAACUAUGGUGAUAUACCAUCACCAUGUCCAAUGCAUCAUACAGGAUCAGAAUUACGUCAUAUGAAUCAAUUACAUAAUUCAUUACAUAAAGAUUGGAUUCAUUUAUUAUUUCGUGAUUGUAUUUAUUCAUCAAAAUGUUUAAAAAAUGAAAGCAUAAUAAUCAAUGAUGAAGAAGAAAUUCAAUAUUCAUUUCGUUUAAAAACUACUAUACCGGAUAGUUAUAUCCUAUUGAUCAAUAAUGAUAAUGGUAAGUUUACAAAUACGUACAAUAAGUAA